CUCUCACGGGAAUUUACGCUUUUAUUUGUUAUUUUUUUUCUUACAUGGCAGCAGCAUUGAGUCUAGAAGACAACUUAUUUAACGAAUCCGCUGGACUGGUGCCUUCCUAUUGAGACGCAAGAAGCAUAGACACAAGCCUGCAUCUGAGCGCACAACACCAGCUUCUAUCAUCAAAACAAACAACACAGAAACUUGCAUGUGCAGGAAUCCUAGUACUCGACCUGGAAAGAAGGUAUGGGAUACCCGGGCAGAGCAGUGAGCGGAUGGAAAGGAUGGACGCUCAUGGUUUGGGUCGCCGCUGUCAGCUUGGUUUUGGCAGACGGACGGAGAGUGAGACCGCCCAGAUGCCCCGUUGGAUGUACCUGCACCAAAGAUAAUGCCCUGUGUGAGAAUGUCCGAUCCGUGCCUCACACUUUCCCAUCCGACGUCGUUUCACUAUCUUUUGUCAAGUCUGGAUUUAAUGAAAUCAUUGAAGGAAGCUUUGUUCACACGCCGGCCCUGCAACUGCUAUUGUUCACAGCGAAUUCAUUUGACCUAAUUGAUGAGGAUGCAUUCCUGGGUUUACCACAUCUUGAAUAUCUAUUUAUUGAAAAUAACAAAAUUGCAUCGAUAUCCCCAUAUGCCUUUCGGGGCCUGAAAGCGCUGAUACAUCUGAGUCUGGCUUACAACAACCUUGAGACAUUGCCCAAAGAUGUCUUCAAGGGAAUGGAUGCUUUGACCAAAGUGGAUCUACGUGGCAACAACCUAAUAUGUGACUGCAAGCUUAAGUGGUUGGUGGAAUGGAUGCAUCACACUAAUGCCACCCUGGACCAGAUCUACUGCAGCGGUCCACCCAUUUACCAGGGGAAGAAGAUCAAUGACCUGCUGCCACACUCUUUCGACUGCAUCACAGCAGAGUUUGCCUCCUAUCAGUCGCUGAAGUUUGAGUCAAUUUCGGUGGGGGCCUUCACCUUUGACGAGGAUCAGUAUGUUGUGUUUGCACAACCGUUUGCUGGGACGUGCAGCUUCCUGGAAUGGGACCACGUUGAGAUGACCUUCAGGACUUACGACACCAUUGAAAGCACCUCCACUGUGGUCUGCAAGCCCAUGGUGAUUGACAACCACCUUUUUGUCAUCGUGGCCCAGUUGUUCGGAGGCUCACACAUUUACAAACGCGACCCCUCUGCCAACAAGUUCAUCAAGAUCCAGGACAUAGACAUCCUGAAGAUUCGCAAACCUAACGACAUCGAGACAUUCAUGAUCGACGGAGAGUCUUUUUUUGUCAUCGCUGACAGCUCCAAGGCCGGCUCCACAACAGUGUACAAAUGGAACGGCAAUGGCUUCUACUCCCACCAGUCACUCCACCCGUGGUUCCGAGACACGGAUGUAGAAUAUUUGGAGAUCUCCAACAAACCCCACCUGAUCUUGUCCAGCAGCUCACAGAGGCCCGUUGUCUACCAGUGGAACAGGAGCCAGAAACAGUUUGACCGCAGGACCGACAUACCAGAGAUGGAGGACGUCUUCUCUGUCAAACACUUCCGGGUCAAAGGUGAGCUGUUUAUAUGCUUGACAAGAUUCAUCGGGGACUCCAAGGUGAUGCGCUGGGACGGUGCCAUGUUUAAGGAGGUCCAGACAUUUCCUUCCCGUGGCUCCAUGGUGUUCCAGCCUGUCUCCAUCGGCAACUGGCAGUAUGCCAUCUUGGGCAGCGAUUAUUCACUGACGCAGGUCUACCAAUGGGACACAGAGAGGGGCCAGUUUGUCCCAUCUCAGGAGCUGAAUAUCCAGGCGCCUCGAGCAUUUUCUAUGGUUUCCAUUGACGACCGGGUGUUUCUGCUCGCAUCCAGCUUCAAGGGAAAAACUCAGAUCUAUGAGCACCUUAUGAUCGAUUUGAGUAAUUAAAACCCAUCGUCUUAUUUGGGACAAAUUAUGUUCACUACCAUUUGAAUGCUUUCUUCUGUGAUUGUGUUGAACAUGUCAGUCCUAUUAGAAUUCACCAGCAAGUCCCAAUUUUAAACAAAAGGACGUUUUAAGCAGAAGCUCAAAAAAAUAUUUCAAAUACAGUUCAGACUCUUUAAAUUGAGAUUAAGUGGUUGACAUUUGUUAUGAUCAACGAGUGUAUGUUAAGACCUCUGACACCAUUUUCAUUACAUUGAAACUAUAUUCUACACAGUGUUUGGCAACCUGCUGCAACUACUUUAUUUUGAUAAUCUCCAUGUAUUUUCAUCUGUUUGGAAAUGCCUUAUUCUCCAUUUGAUAAACCUAAUUCCACCCAGAGUGCGAACUGACUAUCGUUCAGGAAAAAGAAAGCUAUAAAAUCAGUGCUUUUGUAUUUUAAUCACCACUGCAGGUGUACUUGCAGUUUUUAGACAUACAAUAUAUGUCUCUGCAAUUCAACUCUAUACAAUUUUAUUUCUAUUAUAGGAAUUUGAUAGGAAAGAUAUAGGAAUGUGGUAGUGCUUGUGACCAUGCAAUAAUAGGAAAACAUUCUUGAAAAAAAUGAAAAAACUAUGGACACAUUAGACAUUUUUUCUUAAUUUAAGUCUUCUUUAUUUAACAAAGCAUUUCAGGAAAAUUCACAUCAGAGUAAAAUGUCAUAAAAGAUUAAGAAUGUUAUAAUGUAAUUUCAGAAUGGAAAGGUUACUGAGAUAUGUGGACGUUGUAUUCAAACAAUGUGUCAUCUAACUCCUAUGUGACAAUGUCUGGGUUGUUAGAUACCCUGUAGAUCUAACACAUGUACAAGAAUCUUUUUUUAAAUUGGAAUCUAACCCAAGUUUAAUGAUACGUUAACAGCAGCACCACUGUAGUUGGAAAUGUUAGGUGUAUUUUGUUACUAUAAGACCUGACUUGAAAAUAAUACAAGGCAAGCUUCCAACCAAAUGCGGGUAAAAUUUGGGCUAAUUGUUGAAGAUUAUGUACAUUCUUCCAGUGCAAUUUGGCAGCUAGUCAACCUAUCAGUCUUUUUUUUUUUGCACUGUGAGAAACUGAGAAAAACACCUUUUCUGUACUGUCUACUCUAUGACCAUCAGUUAAGCAAGACUGCAUGCACGAUACAGACACUCAUAGUGUUGAAUCCUGAUGAAUGACUCGCUAGAAGCGUCCCACUGUGUCACCUAGCCCUCCCUCUUUCACUGCACUCUUGCCCCUUUUCUCCCUCACUGACAAAACCAUUGUUGUCUUUACUCCGCAACUAAAAAGCCAACCGCUGUGCAGCACCUGGUACCUGUGCUUUCACACGGUCCUCUUAUUCUGACACAAACGAAACUGAAUUCUGAUAACAAUUACUGACUUCACUGAUUUGCCAAAUAUAUUGUUUACGUUUUUACAAUACUGUGUAAAGUAAUUUAUAUGAUAUUGCUUUUGUAUGUAGAGGGGACCACACAAUGUUUGAUUUUCCAUAGAUAUAGAAUUUAGUCUAGAUAAGGAUCACCUCCUUAAAUGCUGUGUACCAUGCUACUUUUGCAAAACAGUGUAGGCUUAGGCUACUUGUGUCAGUCUAAUCUAGUUAGGUAAGGACAGAGGAUAAUAGCUAUUCCUUUGUCAUCUUGCUUAUUGUAUUUUAUGUA
Messenger RNA from Perca flavescens (yellow perch), 3542 nucleotides. RefSeq names its product leucine-rich, glioma inactivated 1b (gene lgi1b). Bases 235 to 1878 code for a protein of 547 amino acids. Gene Ontology annotation, molecular function: protein binding. The transcript has 12 exons. The record is from RefSeq and is a predicted model, not a curated record. Lineage: Eukaryota; Metazoa; Chordata; Actinopteri; Perciformes; Percidae. Gene Ontology annotation, biological process: myelination.